Messenger RNA from Angiostrongylus costaricensis, 570 nucleotides. The record is from the annotation of a GenBank genome assembly. NCBI's taxonomy places the organism in Eukaryota, Metazoa, Nematoda, Chromadorea, Rhabditida, Metastrongylidae.
AUGAAACGUAUUUGGUCACGUGGUGAUGAAGAACGUUUUGGAGGUUUAGUGUGGAGAAAAGGCAUGUGCGUUAUUUCGGCAUGCGGUCAAAUCGUUUUUGGCAUUGUGAUGGUGGCAUGUCUCGUUCUGACGGCCAUUCCUAUAGUUAAUGGACAGCUAUUCACAUGGAGUUGCUUGAAGGAUCUCAAAGACUGUGACCCAUUUCAGAAAGAUGAGGAUCGAGGCUACUUGAAAACAGUGGCUAUCUUUAUGUGUCUGGCGUUGCUCUUCGAGUUGAUAUGCAUAGUCUGGAACUUCGUUGCCUUUAAUGAAGAUACUUCCAGCUGUACUUGUUGCUGCAAGAAGUACAUUAUUCAUCCACUUACAUUUCUGUCGUUCAUCACCUCUGCGCUUCUGCUCGUCGCUGUCAUUGUCUACGCAAAAAAUAACAAAGGACAUUUAGGUGACAAGUUCACUCACAAGGACCAGUUCGGCUAUUCGUUCUGGUUAUCCGUGGCCGCCCUCGCACUCGCUGCUGUCGAUACGGUAGUAGCCAGUGUGACCGUUUGUAUGGGACGCCAUUGUCUCUGA